Helobdella robusta is the source of this 390-nucleotide messenger RNA. RefSeq lists its product as hypothetical. The transcript has 3 exons. NCBI's taxonomy places the organism in Eukaryota, Metazoa, Annelida, Clitellata, Rhynchobdellida, Glossiphoniidae. The record is from RefSeq and is a predicted model, not a curated record. The coding region runs from base 1 to 390 and encodes 129 amino acids.
AUGACGGGACUGCUUGACGACCAAAAUAAAAUUUCUCCUUUCAGUGGUGGAAGUGAAGAUAGAAAAGAUGGCACUCGAGUUGGCAAGUCAUUGAAGGAGGAUGCUCUAACCUCAAAACUGCUAUCACAAUCACAAUGUCGACCGAAAAUGAAAAACAGAAAAGCUUCUUUCAUUGGAAGGAUUCAAUUUGGUGGCCAUAUUAAGAGAAGGAUUGUCCUUGACAUUCAAAUGCUGAUGGAUGAUUGGCUUCUGUAUGUCACGUGUUUAGUACUUGUAUCUCAUCGACCAAUCACAUGUUCCGAACCCAACGCCAAUUUAUCUGGCAUCUACAUUUCCAAAAUCCAAGUUUUGCUUCUAGAUGACGGGCGCUUUCUAAUACACUCUGUAUAA